AUGUUAUCACCAUGUUUUGGUAUGCUAGUACCUGGAAUACCACAUAUGGCAUGUGAAGCAAAUGGAAUCAAUGUCAAAUAUUGGAGAUUCUAUUAUUUACAAUGGACCAUUAUUCAGAUGGCUGAAUAUGAUUUAACCGCAAAAUUAGGUCGUUAUUUCGAUCGUCAUCUCGUUUUUCCAUUAUUAGAAUUUUUAACUGAACGAAACAUCUUUGAUGAAAAAGAAAUUCUUCAAGCUAAAUAUGAUUUAUUACAACAUACAACUAUGGUUGAUUUUCAACUUGAUAUUUACAAGAAACUUCAUCUUGAUGGAGAAGAACCAAAUGAAUUAAUUGAAAAACGUGAAGAAAUUGUAUCUCGUUUUACUGAACUUUCACAAGCUGUUCAACCAUUACUUGAUGCUGUUGUUACUGAAGAUGCUGCUCGUCAUAUUGAACAUCAACGAAAUAGUGAUUCAAUGCUUGCAUUAAACUUUUUACAAAAAACCUAUGGUGUAAAUCAAACAACAAAAAAGGAUGUUUUAAAUUCAAGUCCAACAAAUUUAAAAAGUUCUCAAUCAACUGCAGAUCUUGAAAAAAGAAAAUCAUUAUCAAUGUCUUCAACAAUUACAUCACGUCCAUUAACAUCAGUUAGUUCAUCUCCAUCAUUAUACAAAAUUGUUCAAACAUUAUCUUCUCUUGAACGUCUCAAUCUCAUAUCCGAACAAGUUAAUACAAAUGUAUUAUAUUUAUCUCGAGUUGCUGAUACAUUACCACGUAAAGAUCCAUAUUUAAAAGUAAUUCUUGGUGGUGUUGAUGUAUCAAUAUUAAAUAAAGCUGAUAAAUGGACAUAUAAACAAGAAUAUGAAACAUUUAAAUUUAUUGUUACAUGUAUUUCAUUAGUAUCGUCAUUUGUUAUUUGGGCAUUAACAUCACGUUAUCGUGCAUUUGAUGCAUUAUUUCAUUUUUUAUUGGUUUGGUAUUAUUGUACAUUGACAAUACGAGAAUCGAUUUUAGUUGUCAAUGGAUCACAUAUUAAUCCUUGGUGGCGAGCUCAUCAUUUUGUAGCCACAGUUGCAACAGGUAUUUUAUUAACAUGGCCUGAAUCGGCAUCUUAUCAUGCAUUUCGUACGCAAUUUUUUGUCUUUUCGUUUUACUUAAGUUUUGUUCAAGUUCUUCAAUUUUAUUAUCAACGAGGUUGUCUCUAUCGAUUACGAGCAUUAGGUGAAACACAUGAUAUGGAAAUAACUAUUGAAGGUUUUCAUCGAUGGAUGUUUCGUGGUCUAUCAUUUUUGGUUCCAUUUCUUCUUGUUGGCUAUUUAUUUCAAUUAUAUAAUGCAUAUGCAUUAUGGCAAUUAGCACAUGUAUCAACAACACAUGAAUGGCAAGUAAUGGUAUUAGCCAUAAUAUUUUUUGUGCUUUUUUUGGGUAAUAUAUUAACAACAUUAAGUGUUUUACGUGAAAAAUUACGCGAAAAACCACCACCAACAUUAUUAAAAGAAAAAUAUCAAAGUUUAAAAACAUUUUUAUCAACAAAUUAUCAUCGCCGAACACGAUCAAUUCAUCAAUAUGGACAUCGAGGAGAAAAAGAACGACCUAAUAAAGACAAUAAUAUUCAUAUAACAUCGAAACAAGAUUAA
Molecule: messenger RNA, 1617 nt
Organism: Rotaria sordida
Lineage: Eukaryota; Metazoa; Rotifera; Eurotatoria; Philodinida; Philodinidae
Source: the annotation of a GenBank genome assembly